GGUCGGGCCCAGGGGGAGCCGCCACCAUUGCGUCCAACGAGUGGAGCGCCAACGGUAGCCCAGAAGAUGGGCUGGACGGGGACAUUGAGGACAAGACCAUGGAGGGGGACGCCGAGGGCGUGUGGAGCCCGGACAUUGAGCAGAGCUUCCAGGAGGCCCUCGCCAUCUACCCUCCCUGUGGCAGGAGGAAAAUCAUCCUGUCAGACGAGGGAAAGAUGUAUGGUCGCAAUGAAUUGAUAGCAAGGUACAUCAAGCUGAGGACAGGGAAAACCCGCACAAGAAAACAGGUAUCUAGUCACAUACAGGUGUUAGCGCGGAAGAAAGUUCGUGAAUACCAGGCGGGUAUAAAGGUUUCUAGCCACUUGCAGGUUCUCGCCCGGAGAAAAUCUCGCGAGAUCCAGUCAAAGCUAAAGGCGAUGAAUUUGGAUCAGGCAUCUAAAGACAAAGCCCUGCAGAACAUGGCAGCACUGUCGUCUGCACAGAUCGUCUCACCGAGUAUGAUAAAGAAUCACCUCCCCCCGCUGCCUCCUGUCCCCUAUCAACAGCCCAGAUUCUGGCCUGGUCCCAUCCCAGGGCAGCCUGGACCCUCUCAGGAGCUGGUUCUAGAUCUCAACCCGGGAAGGAAUCCUGGGCUUGGCCGCACCAGCCAUGCUAUCAAACCUUUUGCACAGCCACCGUACCCAGGCCUAUCAGGUCCUGUACCGCAGUCCAUACCAAGUGUGUGUGUGGGUGGUCCAGGUUAUGAGCCCUUGGCGCCUCCUCCUGCACCAUCUGCCACAGCAGUGCCGGUGUGGCAGGACCGGACCAUCGCCUCCUCUAAGCUGCGGAUGCUGGAGUACUCAGCCUUCAUGGAGGUUCAGAGAGACCCGGACAACUACAGCAAACAUCUGUUUGUCCACAUUGGACAGACCAACCCGUCAUACAGCGACCCGCUCCUCGAGGCGGUGGACAUCCGGCAGAUCUACGACAAGUUCCCUGAGAAGAAGGGCGGGCUCAAAGAGCUUUACGAGAAAGGCCCUCAGAACGCUUUCUUCCUAGUUAAAUUCUGGGCGGACCUGAACAGCAGCGGCAUGCAGGACGGCCCCGGUUCUUUCUACGGUGUCAGCAGCCAGUACAGCAGCAUUGAGAACAUGACGAUCACCGUUUCAACCAAAGUCUGCUCGUUCGGCAAGCAGGUUGUCGAGAAAGUAGAGACAGAGUACGCCCGCAUGGAAGGAGGAAAGUGUGUUUACAGGAUCCACCGCUCUCCGAUGUGCGAGUACAUGAUCAACUUCAUCCACAAACUCAAACACUUGCCUGAAAAAUACAUGAUGAACAGUGUUCUUGAAAACUUCACUAUCCUGCAGGUGGUGACGAACCGUGACACCCAGGAGACCCUGCUCUGUAUAGCGUUUGUGUUUGAGGUUUCCACGAGCGAACACGGGGCUCAGUAUCACGUCUACAGACUUGUCAAAGACUAACAGCUCUUUUCAGGGAGGUUUGGGAAAAGCCAGACACAAAGCGUGACACAAUCUCUCUUCGACCAGCUCAACCAUCCAGGAAAAACAAGAAGAAAACAUUCAAACAAUGUUAGACCGAACUAACAAGGACACAUUUUUUUUUAGGUCUCAUACACGAGGAAACAAAAGAGUGAUACGCAACGUGCUGACGCGCAAAGAAAUUUUUGAAGAAUUACGGAUUUUUCGAACAACUAUAGCUAUUUUUUCCAUGUGUUUAAACAUGCUUUAGAUGAAGUGGGUCACUUUUGCCAAGGUAACUGAUGGAGCUCGAAAUGUUUUAUUGAGGGAGCGAGAAUGUGUUUUGAGGGUGGAGAAGAACCCUGAUGUUUUUCCGAGGGAAUACACUCUGAGCAAUAAUAGACGUGUUUGUGAGAAUGAAAAAGUGGGACAACUAAACCACAGAAGGGGGAAAACCAGAGCCAAGUGAUGUUGUUGCCGUAGGAAAGCAAGCAAGUGCCUUUUCUCCAAAGAUAUCGUUGCCUGCCACUUUGAAUUGCCUUUUAUUACUACCUCUUGUUUUUAAAUGAACAGAAAAUAGUCACACAGGUGUAUUUUGUCAAAAAAGAAAAAAAAAAUUGGAAUAGGAUGUCAGGAGAAUUGGAUCCCGACUGUCUCCGGAGGUUUCCUUUCACAUAUGAACAACGCAGCAGGAGAUUCUCCGCUGAGACGCCUUCACAACAACACAGAAAUCUCCGGAGCGUUCAGGUGAGGGCUGGUGCUGCAGGCAGACGUAACGUAUUAAUUCCGCUGUGGAGAUCUCGUGUUUUUGUUUACAGCACAUAUCGACACCGGCGUCGGCCCCUCGUCACCAAAAGCUCUUUUUUUGGACAUGUUAGUCGGUGUCUUCUACGUGUACGGCUUCGCUUUUUCAUCCCGAGAUAUUUGUUUUCUCUUCGUUUUUUUUUUGUUAGAGAUGUCAUCAACACACCCACUCGCCUCGCGGUGAAUCCUUCGGAGGAUCUCCUGCUGUGUUCUCACAUCAGGUCCUCCAGACUUUCUGCACAGUUUUUACUAGCAUUCACACAUACAAGCCCCUUCUGAGAAUGUCUGGAGGAUCUCUGGAGUUCAGUGCAUGUGUCUGAAAGCAACUCAUGAAACGCAUCAGAUUCACACCUAUUUUGAGGCAGUUUUUGGGCACAAAGAGGAACGGGGUGGGAUGACUAAUUUUCAUGUAGCCUGUUGUUUUGCAAAAAAUAGUCCCAUGUUUUACAGUCCAAGUGUACAGGGAGAAGGUUUAUUGUGUUACCGUAUUAUAAAGUUCAGCUUUUUUAUGUUUUCUUACACAGUAAAAAAAAAAAAUCAGGUCUUACAAGCAUCUAUCUAUAACUGACUUUUGACACUAAGGAUGCCUUGUACCAUUACCGGCCUGACGUGAAGCCGAGGCUUUACCAUCCUUACGAGACCCCCUGUUAUUUCUCUGUGUUUGAAGACGUGUGCUCGGUUGCACUUAAGACGAUCCAGAAGUGGGGUGAAUCGACAGCAGUGCUUAUUUUCUGCCUUGAGUUAUGUAGCCUAAUUGAAAAGAAAAAAAAAGAAUUGUUUCUGUACUGUGAGUCAGUGGAUGCUAAAGGAAUAUGUGUUACAUAGGAGUGUUUGUUUUUCUGGAGGGGGCAGGGAGGGUGAUAAUUGUGAUCGAUUAACUCAGCACUCAAACUCAGACCAUGGCUAAAGUGAAGAGAAGUGAAUCACUGUUUCUUUUGUUUAAAAAAGAGAUCGUAUGCUGUGAAGACGGCUCCUUUGCUUCACCCGUCUCUGCGUAAUGUGCGGAGAGGCUGCAUCCAGCCAGAAAAGUUCAGUUUUGAUAUUUAAGACAUUUUUACACAUGAAAUCAUUUUGAAAUCAAACUUAAUUAUUGUCUUGAAUGAGAGCUAUUGUCUCUGUGCUGUGGAGUAUGACCUUUGAUUGUUAUUUAUGGGGUUGGUGAACAAAUAGCGGGAGGGCAGGGUGGGGCUCCUGGAGAUGUAUCGAUCAUUUUCCACUGUGAUGGAGAUGUUUAAGUAUUGCAGGACUCUAAACUAGAGACAGGAUUCACUGUCGUCCCAUGAGUCACUGCUGGACACGUGUCUACUCUGUGUGGUUCACUGGACAAUUUUGCUAUAAAGGUUCAAAUUUAAGAUAUUUGUGCAGUGGAAUAAUUGCACGUGGCUUUGAAUGUCAUAUUUCACGAGCUAGAUACAGUAACACUCCUCUAGCAGGUUUCUCAAUCCAUCUUUUAUACAGACAUUUUUUUCCCCCAUUAUCAAGAUUAAUGUUUUGUUGUCUUUUUGACUUUCAGUGUCUGCCAUAUGCUUCACUGAAAAUAAUGUGUGACUGUGCUGACAUUGAAAAUUAAUAAUGAGAUAUCUAAUGUAUCAUAUUCUGAAUGGUGUGGGCGUUUUUUUUUGUUUUGUGUUUUGGUUUAAGGUGGUUUAAUAUUGUCUUUGUUACCAUUGUGCAUUGCAAUUUUAUACUUCAAAGUAGAGGUUGGACUAUAUAAUCAAACAAAUGUAUCUAACAAUAAAAGACGCAUGGUGCCUUUGGGGCCAUUUUUUCCCCCGAAAACUUAUUAAACGUGUUUGUAAAUUUG
Messenger RNA from Paralichthys olivaceus (Japanese flounder), 4065 nucleotides. RefSeq names its product transcriptional enhancer factor TEF-5-like. The record is from RefSeq and is a predicted model, not a curated record. Gene Ontology annotation, biological process: hippo signaling; positive regulation of transcription by RNA polymerase II; embryonic organ development. Gene Ontology annotation, molecular function: DNA-binding transcription factor activity, RNA polymerase II-specific; RNA polymerase II cis-regulatory region sequence-specific DNA binding. Lineage: Eukaryota; Metazoa; Chordata; Actinopteri; Pleuronectiformes; Paralichthyidae. Gene Ontology annotation, cellular component: transcription regulator complex.